GGUGCAGCAGCCGCCACGAUGCAGAUUUUUGUGAAGACCCUUACAGGGAAGACCAUCACGCUCGAGGUUGAACCCUCGGACACUAUAGAAAACAUAAAGGCCAAGAUCCAGGAUAAGGAAGGAAUUCCUCCUGAUCCGCAGAGGUUGAUCUUGGCUGGUAAGCAACUGGAAGAUGGCCGUACUUUGUCUGACUGCAACAUUCAAAAGGAGUCCACUCUCCAUCUCGGGCUGAGACUUCGUGGUAGGGCUAAGAGAAGGAAGAAGAAGUCUUACACCGCCCCCAAGAAGAAUAAGAAUAAGAGGAAGAGGAAGGUGUGCUUGGAAUACUAUAAGGUGGAUGAAAAUGGCAAAAUCAGCCGACUUCGUUGGGAACGUCCUUCUGAUGGAUGCGGUGCUGGCGUUGUCAUGGGCAGUCCCUUUGACAGGCAUUACUGUGGCAAGUGUUGUCUGACUCAGUGCUUCAACAAACAAGAGGACAAGUAG
Messenger RNA from Rattus rattus (black rat), 483 nucleotides. Its product is annotated as ubiquitin-40S ribosomal protein S27a-like. Gene Ontology annotation, biological process: modification-dependent protein catabolic process; protein ubiquitination; translation. Lineage: Eukaryota; Metazoa; Chordata; Mammalia; Rodentia; Muridae. Bases 19 to 483 code for a protein of 154 amino acids. Gene Ontology annotation, molecular function: ubiquitin protein ligase binding; protein tag activity; structural constituent of ribosome. The transcript has a single exon. Gene Ontology annotation, cellular component: ribosome; nucleus; cytoplasm. The record is from RefSeq and is a predicted model, not a curated record.